Arachis ipaensis is the source of this 1719-nucleotide messenger RNA. The record is from RefSeq and is a predicted model, not a curated record. NCBI's taxonomy places the organism in Eukaryota, Viridiplantae, Streptophyta, Magnoliopsida, Fabales, Fabaceae.
CUUCGAGCAAACACACCCAAGCACUCAACCAAGGGAAAAACCCUAGCCGCCACCACCGCCGCAAGGAGGAGCCGUCUUGCCGCCGUCCGUCACAGUCAGGGGCUUGUCUCCUCGAGUCUUCGUGCGUCGCAAUCAGGGGAGUUUCUUCCAAGUCUUCAAUCUGUUCGUAGCACAAGUCGCAGGCGCGCCGCUUCUCCCUCGAGCUCGGUGGUCGUCGUCUUGUCGCCAUUGUCUGUCGCCAUCUGUCGCAGUUAGGGGUUUGUCUCCUCGAGUCUUCGUGCGUUGCAGUCAGGGGAGUUCUCCAAGUCCUCGAUCUGUUUGCAGUCCCCGUCGCAGGCGCGCCGCUUCUUCCUCGUGCUCGGCGGCCGUCAUCUUGUCGCCGUCGUCUGUCGCCAUCCAUCCUCCUCAGCGAUCGAAGGUUGGUGAUCAUGAUAGGAAAUACAGGGAAGCUUAGGAUUAAAAAUGGGGAGGAUCAAAAGGGCGUUGUCGUUGAAGUUCAUCUUCAGAGCUGAGUGAGUGUUGUAUCUGGUUGAAGUUUUCUUCAAGCUCAAAUAGUGCGUUGCCCCAUCUCCUAUCUAAUCGUUACCUCAAAAAGCUAACAUGGCGGUGGCACCCUAUAUCACCGCUGAUGCACUUCCUAGUUGCGCCACAAAACUCUACUCAGGGUUGAAACUUCAAUCUCCAAGUAUCCCUAAUUCCCUUGCGUGUAAACCUAAUGUCUCCGCUGAGUUCUACGGAAAAGUUCACAAGAGUCUGCAUUGCGGGUAUGCUAAUCACAAACCAGCAAGGGCACAAAUUCAAAUGAUGCCCAUAGGGACCCCUAGAGUCCCCUAUAGGACACCUGGUGAAGGAACUUGGCAAUGGGUUGAUUUGUGGAAUGCCCUUGUAAAGGGUUAUUGGAUGCAGUAUCGAGAGCGUGUUCUCUUCAUUGGACAAAACAUAGAUGAAGAAUUUAGUAACCAAGUAUUGGCAACCAUGCUGUAUCUUGACAGUAUAGAUAACGCCAAGAGGAUGUAUAUGUACAUCAAUGGUCCUGGUGGAGAUCUUACACCAAGCUUGGCUAUCUAUGACACUAUGCAGAGCUUGCAAAGUCCUGUAACCACCCAUUGUGUUGGCUAUGCCUAUAAUCUUGCAGCAUUUCUUCUUGCAGCCGGAGAAAAGUUCCCGACAUCUAUUAACUUUGUGAUGAUGGUCUGCUGUAUUGUUAAGGGCAACCGCUUUGCAAUGCCUCUUUCCAGAGUUGCUCUGCAAUCUCCAGCGGGAGCUGCUCGGGGUCAGGCUGAUGACAUCCGCAUUGAAGCAAAUGAGCUUUUAAGAAUCAGAGAUUACCUCUUUAACGAGUUGGCUAAGAAAACAGGCCAGCCUAUUGAGAGGAUCACCCAAGACCUGGGCAGGAUGAAACGCCUCAGCGCACAGGAGGCUCUUGAUUACGGGCUUAUUGAUCGAAUUGUGAGGCCACCACGCAUUAAGGCUGAUGCGCCUAACAAGGAGGCAGGAACAGGCCUUGGUUAAGAACUCAGUUUGUCACCCAACCAGAGUACUCAUAACGUUACAGAACCAUGAUUGUUUCUCGUGUUUUAUUUAUCUUUAGAAAUAUGUAUAAUAUUUGAAUAGUUAGAAAUUGUUGGCAAAGAUAAUUGGUUUUUGUUCAGAAAUUGAUGAAUUCCACUUGUUGAAAGCAGUAAAUAAUGCAGUUGAAGCUUUAAGUUCGUAACUCUA